Messenger RNA from Stylonychia lemnae, 2031 nucleotides. The record is from the annotation of a GenBank genome assembly. Lineage: Eukaryota; Ciliophora; Spirotrichea; Sporadotrichida; Oxytrichidae.
AUGUCGAAAUCAAAAGGAGAUAAAGUGGAAAAGGAACACCCAGAUAUCACUUAUCUUAAAUAAGAUGAGAUUGGUCUUGUCAUUGCCAAAGCUUUGAAUGAAACAUACAAAUGCUCACCCAACAAUCCCAUCGACUUCUUUGCAAAGUGGCUACUCAAUCACUCCAAGACUAACAAAAGAGUUUUUUUAUCAGAAGAAGCAGUUAAGACAGAAUCAAUUAAGCAAGAGAAGAUAUAAAAGUUUUAUGAAAUAUUGACAAGGAGCGAGGACUUAUCAGACAAUUUAGAUGAGUUAGCUGCUUACUUAAAAGAGUUCACAGGAGCUACUGGGGUAUAUAUCGGUAAACUAGUGAAGCCCAGAAAAGAAAUCAGCGAUGAGGAUGAUGAUAAGGCUCAUGUAGAUGAAGAAAACCCAAAGGUAAUUUGGUAUAUCCAUGCCUCUGAGGGCCACGAAUUCAUUAAAGGAAACAUCCUCAAGAGUGACUAAGGAAUUUCACAUGAUGUGUUCAAGGAGCCAGAACCAGUAGAAGGCGAAGAAGCUGCAGCAGAAGAUGAGGAAGGUGGAGAGCCUAAACCAGUCGAAGACUCAAAUGAUAUCUUGAAGACUUUUAGACAUAUAUAUGUACCUGAAGUUGUAAGAGAACCAAGAAUGCACUUCUAUAAAGUUCCAAAGCUUGGAUCAUACAUGGCUAUCCCAUUAGUAUAUAAUUCAUGCUUAUUUGAAGAUGCUCUUGAUAAUGCAGUCCAAGAUUACUUAGAUGUUAAAAAAGCUCUUGAUGAAUAAAAUAAAGCCAAAGGUGAAUGGGAAGAGGAAUAGUAAAGAAUCAGAGAAGACAGAGAAAAGCAAGGUGAUGUCUAUGAGCCUGAACCAAAAGAAUGGGAUGAGAUAAAGGAAAAGCCAUUUGAUGUCUUUGAAGAGCAAUAUGUAGUCUGUAUCGAUUCACUCGGCUAAGAUAGAUAAUUUUCUGAUGAACAGAGAAGGUUUGCUCUUGAAACAGUUUUAAAUUUUAAGAAUAUCUGGGAGAAAACUGAAUAUGAAAAUCUAUCGAGAGAUAGGAAUAGAAAACUAGAGAUCAUGGAAAUUGAUAAAGAGUUCCUUGAUAAUGAAUCUUAAAAGCUAUUAGAUGAAGAAGAAAAACAUAUUGAUGAAAUGAUCAACUCCAGAGACGAGGCUAUGGAUGAUGAAUUAAGAGAUCUCUACAUGAGAUAAGCAAGAAUCCAUUUCAUUGGCAGACUCUUCAAGGAAAGAGAGGAUUGGAAAGGCAAUCUUAUGAAAUUAAAAGAAUUUAAGGUGCUUAAAAUGCCAAGAGUUAUGCAAAGUGUCUUUUACUUCCUUCAGUAUAGAAGAGAGGAUAUUUGCGAGAGAGGCACAAAUAAAUUCUUCUGGAAAAAAGCCAAAGAAUAACUUGAUGAUGAGUUCCUUAAUAGACUUGUAUUCUUUAACUCUCUUGGUCCCAAAGAAGAAAGUUUUGAGAGAUAUUAGACUCUCAACUUUAUAGAGAAAAAUGUAGAGGGAAUCAAUCCUGAUGAUGUUGAUGCUUACAAUAUCACACUUGGAAAGCUCUUUAAAUGGGUAUUACUAGCCCUUAAAACCCGCAAAGAUGAUAUUACUAGAAGAAAAGCAUUGAAGCUGAAGGCUAGAGAUAUGAGAGCCUAAAUCAUGGAAGCAAUUGAUGCAAGAGAGGUCAAAAGAGGAGUAGAUGUACAAGAGGCUGAGGAUAAAUUUAAGGAGGAGCAUAAAGAUGAAAUUGAAGCUGCUCUUAAAUUUGAAUAAUUGGAGCAAGAGAAAAAGGAUGACGAGUAUGGAGAAGAGGACGAAGGAGAUGAUGUUGAAAAAGAGAGAUAGCCAAAGGAGAAGCCUGCAAUGCCAGUUUUUAACUUAGAUGAUUUCCUUGAAAAAUGGGUUGAAGAUAAUCCAGAACCAGUUCUGCCAGAGGACGUUUUACAAGAUGUAGACAAUGAUUGGGUACUCUAACCAGAAGAGGAAGAAGCACUUAUAACUGCGUAUUUCGCUCAAAAAGAGCAAAGCUGA